UUGUAAAGAAGAAAAAAUGUAGCCAUUCAACACUCACAAAUCAAACACCCCCCAUUCCUCUCUUCUCUAUAUAACAUCCUUUCAACUCGAUCCUCUCUACUUUUCAUAUCCAAAAAAUUCUUCCAUUUCAAACUUUUCCUUUUCAAUGGCACCACCUCUCUCUGUUGUCAUUCUGGGUGUUGUGCUCGCAUUGGCAGCUUUAACUGCCCAAGCGGAGGCCGGUCGAAGUUUCUUCGUCUUUGGAGACUCUCUGGUUGACAAUGGCAACAACAACUACCUUGCCACCACGGCCCGAGCAGACUCGUAUCCGUAUGGCAUUGAUUUCCCAACGCAUCGCCCCACUGGUCGCUUCUCCAAUGGCCUUAAUAUCCCUGACUAUAUCAGUCAGCAACUCGGUUCGGAGUUCUUACUACCGUAUUUGAAUCCGGAGCUCAAUGGUCGGAGGUUAUUAGACGGAGCAAAUUUUGCUUCGGCCGGCAUUGGCAUUUUGAAUGACACCGGAAUACAGUUUAUAAACAUAAUAAGAAUGUUCAGGCAAUACGAGUAUUUUGAAGAGUACCAAAGAAGGGUUGGAAGAAUAAUAGGAGAAGAGAGAACAAAAGAACUGGUGAAGGGAGCAUUGGUGCUAAUCACCGUUGGUGGCAAUGAUUUCGUAAACAAUUACUAUCUCGUCCCCUUCUCUGCCAGGUCAAGGCAAUACUCUCUCCCUGACUACGUCAACCUCCUCAUCGUCGAGUAUCGAAAACUCCUUCUCAGGCUAUAUGAGCUCGGGGCGCGACGAGUUCUGGUGACGGGAACUGGGCCGCUUGGGUGUGUUCCUGCAGAAUUGGCUAUGCGAGGAAGUAGCGGCGGGCAGUGUUCCGAGGAGCUGCAGCGGGCGGCCGCGCUCUAUAAUCCAAAGCUUCUUCAGAUGAUCAAAGGACUCAACACCCAACUUGGUUCCAAUGUGUUUGUGGCUGUCAAUACUCAACAAAUGCAUAUUGAUUUCAUCUCCAACCCUCGAGCAUACGGGUUUGAAACAUCAAAAGUGGCAUGUUGUGGACAAGGGCCAUAUAAUGGAUUAGGGCUUUGCACAGUGGCAUCAAACUUAUGUUCCAACAGAGACGCAUAUGCCUUUUGGGAUGCCUUUCAUCCUUCUGAAAAGGCUAAUGGAAUCAUUGUCAAACAAAUGUUUUCAGGCACAACUCAAUACAUGUACCCUAUGAACCUCACUACCAUCCUUCAAUUGGAUUCCAAGACUUGACUUAUUUUUUCAAAAUUUAUCACUACCAACAAGGACAAGCCACAAAUUAAUCCAAAAGAUAUAACCUAAAAUGUCCUUUUUUACACCUACCAUUUCAAAACCCUUGUUGGUUUUGGAAUUAUAUAUCUGUCUCUCUUUAAUGUAACAUUUGCUUCGUUUUAUAUUUGGUUUUGUGUUAUUGGCUUCAUCAAAAGAAUGGGGCAUCUUUUGAAUUUAAAACAUUCUACUUAUUAAUAUAUAUCAUCCUCUCUCUCUCUCUCUCUUUC
Cucumis sativus (cucumber) is the source of this 1509-nucleotide messenger RNA. Its product is annotated as GDSL esterase/lipase At5g33370. The record is from RefSeq and is a predicted model, not a curated record. Gene Ontology annotation, molecular function: hydrolase activity, acting on ester bonds. NCBI's taxonomy places the organism in Eukaryota, Viridiplantae, Streptophyta, Magnoliopsida, Cucurbitales, Cucurbitaceae. The transcript is spliced from 5 exons. The coding region runs from base 146 to 1243 and encodes 365 amino acids.